AUGUUCGUCCUGGAGGAGCAACGUUAUAUCCACGAGGACCUGGAACGUCUAGAGCAAGGAAUCGCGGACCGCCUCCAUGAUGACCCCAAGCAUAUCCGCGACCGUCUAGAGCGGGACCAUGAGGUUUCGCAGCUCCUUGACCAGAUCCAAAGCCAGUCUAGCAAGCUGAUUGACAUCUACAAAGACGAGACCGGCGCGCGCGCGAGCGAGAUCCAGCAACUCGGCACGGACGAUCCCUUCGAGGAGUUUUACAAGCAGCUCAAGGAUGUGCGGGACCACCACUUGAGGUACCCCAACGAGCAGGCCGAGAAUUCGGAGCAGCGAUACAAGCCGCGCAGGCCCGCCGAAGGCGAGGUGCUGCCCUCCAUCGUCGACACCCUCUUUUCCGGCGAGGAGGCCUACGGUCGCUUCUUCGACCUAAACAUGUGCCACGAAAGCUACCUCAACCUGCCCAACGUCAAGCGUCUGUCUUACCUGCAGUAUCUCGAGGCAUUCGACAACUUUGCGCCUGGCGCCAGUGGCCUCAAGAGGGGCGACAAGCUGACAGACCAGUACUUCAAGUACGUGGGCGAGCUGGCGAGCUACCUCGAGUCAUUUAUGCGGCGGACAAGGCCCCUGGAGAAUGUGGACAAGAUGUUGGAGACCUUCGACGACGAGUUUGAUGUCGUGUGGAACAAGGACGAGGUGGAAGGGUGGCAGCAGGAGAAGCUGGCCGACGAGUCCUCGGCCGCCGCCAAGGAUACCAGCUCCGCCGAGGCCGUGUGGUGCGCUGAUUGCGAGAGGGAGUUUAAGAAUGAAAAUGUCUACAAGAACCAUCUCACCGGACGAAAACACAUCAAGGCCGCAGAGCAGCGCAAGUCCCGACUGAACGAGGGAUCAACUGACGACAAAACGACGGCCAACGGCACAUCAGCAAGGGGACCGUCCGCAACAAGGCUCAAGGAGAAGGCGGUGGCGGAGCGCGAGAACCGCGUCAAGCGCCUGGCGGCAGCCAUGAGCACGGAGCGCAGCGACACCCGCGUCAACGUCGAGCGGAAGCAGGGCAUGACGGAGCGCGAGCGCCAGCAAGAGCUCGAGAACUUCCUCAACUCGUCAUCCGAGGGUGCUCUGGCCCGCGGGUAUGUCAACGGAGGCGGCGAAGGUGACGAGGACGACGAGGAUGGCGAGGAAAAGAUCUACAACCCCCUCAAGCUCCCACUCGCGUGGGAUGGCAAGCCCAUCCCCUUUUGGCUGUACCGCCUGCACGGUCUGGGCGUCGAGUUCCCCUGCGAGAUCUGCGGAAACUUUGUGUACAUGGGUCGCCGUGCCUUUGACAAGCACUUCAACGAGGCCCGUCACAUCUACGGCCUCAAGUGCCUGGGCAUCAGCAGUGCGCACCUGUUCCGCGACAUUACAAAGAUUGACGAGGCCAUGAGGCUGUGGGAGAAGAUCCAGCGCGAGAGGAGGAGAGUGAAUGUUGACGACGGGAGCGUUGUGCAGAUGGAGGACGCGGACGGUAACGUCAUGCCUGAAAAGGUCUAUUACGAUCUCCAGAAGCAGGGUCUCCUGUAG
Geosmithia morbida is the source of this 1551-nucleotide messenger RNA. Its product is annotated as splicing factor 3A subunit 3. NCBI's taxonomy places the organism in Eukaryota, Fungi, Ascomycota, Sordariomycetes, Hypocreales, Bionectriaceae. The coding region runs from base 1 to 1551 and encodes 516 amino acids. Gene Ontology annotation, molecular function: RNA binding; zinc ion binding. Gene Ontology annotation, biological process: mRNA splicing, via spliceosome. The record is from RefSeq and is a predicted model, not a curated record. Gene Ontology annotation, cellular component: spliceosomal complex; nucleus. The transcript is spliced from 2 exons.